GGACUGGUGCUAGGGGCCCGCCCCAGUCGCCGAAGGAGGACCGCCAGGGGGUGUGGCACCAACCGAAAAUGAAGAAAGGUUCCCAGGCUCCUGGGGAUCCUGCUUCUGGCUUCGGCAGAAGCAGCCGCGGUGACACUCGAAGUGAAAGCGAAAGAGGAGGAGGCCAACGGCUGGAGAGAAAGCGACAGGCCAGAAAGUGUGGUUCGGAGAGCCCCCUCUUCUCCAGCCGGGACGCGCCCGCCGGAGCAGUGGGGAAGGGCGGCGGGGCGGGGCGGGAGGGGUGGCAGCGCAGCCCCCAUGGGCGCGGGGCAGGGCUGGUGCCUGCUGCUCUGCCUGGCCCUGUCCCGCGUGGCGGCAGACCCAGAAGAAAGGCAGUGGCGGAAGGUGGAUGUGGUCCUAGACUGCUUCCUGGUGGAGGAAGACAGGCACCCUGGAAGUCUUGCCGGCAGUAGGACCACGGUGGAGGCCUUGCUCGUGCUGAGGCAGGUACCAGUGCUGGAUGACGGCUCCCUGGAAGCCUUCACUGAUUUCCAAGGGGGCACACUGGCCAAAGACAACCCACCUGUUACCUUCGAGGCCUCAGUGAACUUGGUACAGAUUCCUCAAGCCGAGGCCUUACUCCAUGCUGACUGCAACGGGAAGGAGGUGUCCUGUGAGAUCUCCCACUAUUUCCUCCAGGCCACUAAGAAAGCUUCGUUCAUCGCCAACGUGCAGGUACCCGGAGGGGGACCUAGUGUCUCCAUGGUGAUGAAGGUUCUCAGGGAUGCUGAGAAUGGGGCUGUCUUGCACCCCACACUGAAGCUGCCCCUGAGCCCCCAGGGGAUGGUGCAGACUGCAGUGGAGCUCCAAGUGACAACACAGACCCCAUUGCUGAAUUUCCUGCUGGGGUCCUCAGCCUCCCUGCACUGUGGCUUCUCCGUGGCCCCGGGCUUAGACCUGACUGGCGUGGAGUGGCGGCUGCAACAUAAGGGCCAAGGCCAGCUGGUGUACAGCUGGACCACGGGGCAGCGGCAGGCCAAGCGGGAGAGUGCCUCCCUGGAGUCAGAGCAGCCUCCUGGCCGGGAUGCCUCCCUCACCCUGCCUAGCCUCACCCUGAAGGACGAGGGGACCUACAUUUGCCAGAUCACCACCUCUCUGUACCAAGCCCAACAGAUCGUCCAGCUCCACGUCCAAGCUUCCCCCAAAGUACAACUAAGCUUGACAAACAAAGCGCUGCCACCCACCCUCAUCUGCAACAUCGCUGGCUAUUAUCCUCUGGACGUGACUGUGACGUGGAUCCGAGAAGAGCCAGGUGGAGCCCCAGUCCCCGUCUCUGGGGCCUCCUUCUCCAGCCUCCGACAAAGCACAGCGGGCACCUACAGCGUCUCCUCCUUCUUGAAGGCAGAACCUGGCCCUGAAGGCACCACUUACACCUGCCAGGUCUCCCACAUCUCCCUGGAGGAGCCCCUUAGGUCCACCGCCUGGGUUGCCCCACCAGAGCAGAAAACGGCCUUUGGAGUCCUCUUGGCCAGCAGCCUCUUCCUUCUUACACUGUUGUUCCUGGGGCUCCAGAGAUGGCCAGCUCCCUCACCGAGGUCUGCCAAGACGCUGAGGCCCUCUCGGUAACCACUCUCCUGCCUCAGUAAGAAGAAAGAGUAGUCACAUUCUCCCAGAAGGACCCUAGCCAAGUGUCAGAAAUCAAAAAGGCCUGAAGAAAAGCAUGAGGAAGGCACAGGUCACAGGGGCUUGGGCUCUGGCUCUGUGCACGUCUCUGCCUUCCUUCAUUGUGUCCCUGGGCUGAACACCAAGGGAGAAAACGUGAAGAGGUGAGAGGGUGGUAGGAAGGCAGAAUGUCUGUGUGGAGGUUAAAAAUAAGCCUGUGGUAGGAAAAGAAAAUGGGAAGACAUUAAGAAAGGAGCAAGUGAGGGGCCGGGGCGGGGGGGGGGCAAAAUGGUGGGGGUUGGGCUAUCACAUGCAAACAUUUGAACUCUGUCCAAAUAAAAGCCCCUUGUGUCCUCAGAAA
Messenger RNA from Leopardus geoffroyi (Geoffroy's cat), 2002 nucleotides. RefSeq names its product TAP binding protein like (gene TAPBPL). Lineage: Eukaryota; Metazoa; Chordata; Mammalia; Carnivora; Felidae. The record is from RefSeq and is a predicted model, not a curated record.